AUGAAAAUGUUUGUAUUAAUGUAUGGUAUACCACGGAGAGUGAUCACGGAUCGAGGGACAGCUUACACAUCCAGACAGUUUGAGAUGUAUUGUACGGAACAAGGGAUUAAACACUCUCUCAUUUCAGUAAGACAUCCACAAUCCAACGGGCAAGUGGAGCGGGUAAAUGGAACAUUGGUUCCAUUAUUACAAGUGACUGCAGAGACAGAAGCAACAUGGGACAAGAAAAUUGCUGAAAUGGAAUGUCAAUUAAUUAAUGCAGUGAACAAAACAAUUGGAGACACACCGUUUCAUGUGUUAUAUGGAUAA
Molecule: messenger RNA, 309 nt
Organism: Sipha flava (yellow sugarcane aphid)
Lineage: Eukaryota; Metazoa; Arthropoda; Insecta; Hemiptera; Aphididae
Product: igE-binding protein-like
Exons: 1
Coding region: 1-309 (102 amino acids)
Biological process (GO): DNA integration
Molecular function (GO): nucleic acid binding
Source: RefSeq, a predicted model, not a curated record